Messenger RNA from Camelus dromedarius (Arabian camel), 2874 nucleotides. It is a transcript of the gene ZNF396, whose product is annotated as zinc finger protein 396. The transcript is spliced from 5 exons. The record is from RefSeq and is a predicted model, not a curated record. Lineage: Eukaryota; Metazoa; Chordata; Mammalia; Artiodactyla; Camelidae. The coding region runs from base 190 to 1269 and encodes 359 amino acids.
CUCCCCCCACGCCCAUUCGCCUCGUGCGGGCUCGCGGAGUUGGGUCACCGUCGGCGAGCGGCGUCGUGUGGUGGAGGAAGGUGUCCCGGGACCGUCGGGGGCCGGCUCGCUGGAGGAGGAGUGUCCAUGAGGAGAGUCUCACCUCCUUGAAGAUUAAAGCCUGGUGGUCCUGAACUAUUCCCAGUCCAAAUGUCUGCAAAAUUGAGAGAGUCGUCAAAACUCCUUCCACGAACUUCUGAGGACCCUGACUGCAUUCUGGUGGUGAAGAUGGAAGAGGGAGGGCAGGCCGGCAAUACGGUCUCUGGCCGCCACUGGAGCAGCUUCUAUAGCUCAGAGACCUACCGCCAGCGGUUCAGGCAGUUUGACUACCAGGAAUCAUCUGGGCCCCGGGAGGCCCUGAGCCGGCUCCGCGAGCUGUGCUGUCAGUGGCUGAGGCCGGAGGUGCACACCAAGGAGCAGAUCCUGGAGCUGCUGGUGCUGGAGCAGUUCCUGGCCAUGCUGCCUGAGGAGCUGCAGGCCUGGUUUCAGGAGAACCGGCCAGAGAGUGGAGAGGAAGCCGUGGUGAUGCUGGAGGAGCUGGAGGAAGAGCAUGAUGGGGAGGUGGAACAGGUCUUCUUCGGGCAAAAUGAAGACAUGCUUGCAAAGAAGCUACCAACUUGUGAGAUCACUCAGGAGACGCCACGUAGCCAGCUGAAGCCCACAAAAAAGCAGCUGCCAUGGGCAUCGAAGGAGCUUCACUCCUUAAAGCAAAACGAUAAAGACACCGGAGCUUUAAAUGUGAAAUCAGCUUCAAGGCAAAAGACUUCUUCAGGCAAAGAACCACAUUACAAAGUUUCUAACACCCUUCAUGUGAAUGCUUCCCAGAGUUUCACAUUUAGAGGAUCCUGUGAACAAGAGAGAAAGUCUGAAAGAAGACAAGGAAGCCGUCCUCGAAAAAAACAACACAAGUGUGAUGAAUGUGGCAAAGUCUUUAGUCAGAGCUCAGCCCUUAAUCUACAUCAGCGAAUCCACAGUGGAGAGAAACCUUAUACAUGUGACGUGUGUGCAAAGGCUUUCAGCCGGAGUGCAGUCCUGAUUCAGCAUCGACGAAUCCACACUGGAGAAAAACCCUUCAAAUGUCACGAAUGUGGGAAAGCCUUUAGUCAGAGCUCAAACCUCUUCCGACACAGGAAAAAGUCUCAUCAGUGUUAUGAGGGAAUCAAAGCAUUUACUGAGAACUUUUUCAACAGGGGAGAAGACACAGGCACCAAUACUCCAUGCAAAAUAUGAGAAUGGGAUUGAGGAGACCCAAAAGAAUAUGUAGCUGAAGACCUAGGCUGAAAUGUCCAGGGUCCUUGUUAGGAAGCAGGUGAGUAAAGGAACUUUACUCAUCUCUUAUGAAAACUCACCAGAACCCACAUACUGGGUGUUUUUUUUUUCCAAUUUUUAAGUUGAGAUAUAGUUGAUGUACAAUAUUAAGAACCUACAUAUUGUUAAUGAUACUAAAUAAUUUCCUGUGUAGGAAAAAAUAAUCUCCUUUACAAUUUAUAUUGUAAAUAAUCUCGGUGAAAGCAUUAAGGUGGCUCGGCAUGUCUUCAGGGAGUGGCCUAAACACAGUGAAUGUUCUGAUAACGACCAGUGCUAUCUGUGGGUGCUUGUAUAAAGCUGAUGAUCACUUUAACAUAAAGAAACAAGGGAGAUGAAGAAAAGUCUGUCCAAACAAGACUGACGUUACCCAAAUAUUGGCAAGUGCAGCAUGUAAUAGAGAAGACUACACCUUACCUGGAAAUGGGAACCCUUAACAGCUCUCAUGACUGUCCUUCAGCGUUCUUCAUGUCCCCUGUUCUGGCAUAAAUCAGCUGUGAACAUGUUUCAGGCAUCACAAGACAACCUUUACAGGGUCUUAUGCAGUUUUAGUGAGAUGAAUUUCUGGACAGCCUAUCAUGACAUAAGACCCUGGAUUUUGGUGCUUUUAUACAAAUGAGGAAAUCAAUAAAGUUCAAUGUCCAUUGAGUUUUACCCACAUUUAAUUCAAUCAGAUUCUCUGUUUAAAAAGUAAUUAGAGGAAGGUAUAGCUCAAGUGCUAGAGCACAUACUUAGCAUGCAUGAGGUCCUGGGUUCAAUCCCUAGUACCUCCAUUGAAAAAGCAAAUAAAUAAAUCUAAUUACCUCCCCCCUGCAAAAAUAAAAUAAAUAAAAAUUAAAACUAGAUAAAUAAAUAGACAGACAGAAAUAAACCUAAUUACCUCCAGCCCCGCAAAAAAAGCAAAAAAUAAGUAAACAGUAAAUGAUGGUAUGUUUUUAAAAUUAUUCUAACAGUCUAUAACAUCAUGUCCCCUCCUCCAGGGAUCCUUGAUAAACUUCUGUAUGUAUUAUAACAAUACAUGGAUUAUUGUGUCUCUCACAGUGCCUCAGUUACCCAAUAUGGAACCAUGGGAAGUGAAGGUCCUUAGAAGAAGGGAAAAGAGGGCUCAUGGUGAACUAAAUUCCUCAAGAAGUGUAAACAUUUCGUUAUCAGAAAAUCCACCCAUAUCUAGUGCUUGGAGUAACUCCAGAAACAAAUGAGGGAUUAUGUGCUCUGCUUAGUUAGAAUUAUGCUAAAUAUUAGAUUAGUAAGGGGAGAGGUGAAUACAAAUUUUAAUUUUAGAAUUUUCUGAUAGUGAUUAUACUUUGUAGCUCUAGCAAAUAUGAAUAUAUACUGGGUUUUGUAUAUUCCCAUUUAUUAAAAAUGUAGACAUUCUUGUUAUUUGGGUCUCAUUCUCUUUGUAAUUAAAGAGAGGAACAAGCCAUCUAUUAAAGCAGCAAAUGCCUCAAGAGAUGUGUAUUGUGAAUUACUGCUUAAUCAUGGAAAAAGGUUUUUGGUACCAUGUGAAUAAAAUGACAGAAUCUAAAUCAA